AUGGCAUACAACCUCCCAGUUCCCCCUCCUGGUCAUCGCAACGUAACCAUCGACCUACCCACGACGCCCAACAGUCAGGUUCCAGUCGUCCAGAUCAAUCGCCUCGUCGGUCCAGGCAACCAGCUCUUGGUCAUCCCAACCCUGACCACCGACAACUUCCUGAUGCGUCUGGCCGGAACAACCAAUCUGUACAAGCUGGAUCUGAGCUGCGCCAUCUCUGGAGGCACUCCUCCGUUGUUUGCAAUUGUGCUGGCCACCUGCACUGAACUGCGUUUUGUUUCCCUGGAGAGAUCCAUGGAUGCUCUGGUCGAUGAUGUGGUCUUUGGGGCCGUCGCUACGCAGCAGCACCUGGUCCGCCUCUUGCUGACAGCCCGAGUCACUAUUACUACGGCUCAACGUGCUGUUGCCUCGCCCCUUGCUCUGCUUCCGAGCAUCAAGAACCUCAGCCUCCUGGACCUCGAAGCCGAUGCAGCACUUCUCCUGCUCCCUAACUUGGCUGCCCUGACCCGCCUCACCCUUCGCGUCCGCGGUGUCAUUUCUAUUUGGGACUCUCUCCGUGCGCUUCAUCAUGUCGAGCAUUUGAGCAUUGAGUUCGUCGACCGUGUCGAUCUCACCUUCGCCGAGAUCUCGACCUUGUUCAGCAUCGUGCGCUUGCGCACUCUUCGCAUCACCGGUACGCACUCAACCACCACAAGCUUCCGUCACGUCACCGCGCUUGGCUACAGGUCAAUCUUUGCCAACCUUCGGGACUUGGAGACCGUCGAGCUCUCUGGCCGUUUCGUCGACCCUGUUGUUGUCCUGGGCGCUAUUGGUAGAGGGUGUCGCAAUGUCGCUCGUGUCUCGCUUUCGGGCUUCGUCUCGCUGGACCGCCUUGCUGCACAGAGUCAGCAUCUUGUUGCGUUCCCUUCGUUGACGAGAUUGACCUUGGGCCGACUGGUACCUCCUGCUGGGGGCGACGUGACUACGGCACAGAAAAUGAGCCAAACGGUCACGAUCUUCCGAGACGAGAUGCCAGUCCUAAGACGGGCCAACCUCAUUAUCAUCGAUAACAACACUUUCUCGGACAACGUCAAGCGUCGCGUACCGCUCUGA
Messenger RNA from Aureobasidium subglaciale EXF-2481, 1092 nucleotides. RefSeq lists its product as uncharacterized. NCBI's taxonomy places the organism in Eukaryota, Fungi, Ascomycota, Dothideomycetes, Dothideales, Saccotheciaceae. The transcript has 2 exons. The coding region runs from base 1 to 1092 and encodes 363 amino acids. The record is from RefSeq and is a predicted model, not a curated record.